ACAGAACUUCAAUUCAAUUUCCAUAUAAAAAGUUUUCGGAGAAAAAUCUGCACUUAAAAUGCUUAAAAUAUUGGAUCGCUUUAAUCAAAGCCGACAAAGUAUUAGCCGAAGAAUGUCUGAAAAUCAAUCCGUUUUGGAUGGAGAAGAGUGUGGACGCGAUCGGAGAUAUGAGUCUAUUAGAGCUCAUGAUUCCGGGCACUCAUAACAGCGCCAGUUAUGGCCGAUUCAGCCAUAAAGACAACACACUUAUGAGCAAAUACUCGUUAUGUCAGGACGAGACUGUCUUCAAUCAACUGGUCUAUGGUAUCAGGUUUUUGGACCUUCGCGUGGCUUACGAUACGGUAAACGGGAACCGAUCCAAGCUAUGGAUAGUUCACGGACCCGUCCCUAUGAAACAGACACUGGAUUCAGUGCUGCUUCAGGUGCGGCGCUUCGUCGAAUUGGCGCCCAAAGAAGUGCUGGUCAUUGACUUUCACCGGUUCGAGAAGGGCUUCAAUAAGGAUGAGAUUUCGCAACGAUUGCUGCGAAGACAUCACCGAAAAGUUUUAGCACUCAUUUUGAAACAUUUGUCCGCAUAUUUGGUGCCGCAGACUAUGGGUCUCCACUCGACGCUCAACGAACUCAUUGCCAACAAUAAGCGAGUGAUUGUCGGCUACGCCUCUGACCAGUACUUGUCGAACAAGACGUUUGUGUUUCCAAAAGCGAGACAUUUGUGGCCGAAUACCGACGACACCGAAGAGUUGGUCGAGUAUUUCAACGAAACGCUUUGCGAUAUAUAUCCGAAUCAGUUGUUCUCAGCGAUGGUUCAGUUGACGGCCGAUAAGUUCGGCAUUAUUAUCGACCGAUACAACGGGUUGCGGACAAUGGCCCACACCGUCAACCCAGAGAUCGCUAAGGGCUUCAGCGCUGAUAGUCCGUUGGGUUGGGCCAACUGUGCCAAUGUUGUCGCCUCAGACUUCUUCCUCAGCAAUAACCUCAUCGAUAUAUCAAUCAAAACAAAUCUCAAUCGAUCCAAACGAUCGGCAAAUCACACAAAAAUGGAUUCAAAAUUAAAUUAAUAACUGAAGUGAGAAUUAAAUUGUAUAGAGUUUUGUAUUAAAUC
Messenger RNA from Medioppia subpectinata, 1102 nucleotides. Lineage: Eukaryota; Metazoa; Arthropoda; Arachnida; Sarcoptiformes; Oppiidae. The record is from the annotation of a GenBank genome assembly.